AUGUCGGCGGACUCUGGAGUAACAGUGCACCUGGAGGAGGACAGUUCCAGACCGUGCACUGCUACUUUGACACCUGAGGGGAUUUGCAGGCAUGGCCAGGACCAGACCACGUGUCCGUACAGAUUUGAUAUUCCUCCGUUGACCGUGCAUCUGCCAAACCAGCUCAUAGAGUUGGAGGAGAUACUGAAGGACUUACAGAACCUGAAGGACAAUGUGGAUGAGCUUCGGAAAAUGUGUGUGGACUGUAACUCAAGUGGGAAGGAGUGUGGAAGUAAAGAUGACAGCGACCGGACAGAGAAUGGCCGAGGAUGUGGGACAGACCGAGUUCCCGCAGCUAGAAGAGACUGCUCUGACCAUCUGCUGAGAGGAAAAAGGAAAAGUGGGGUGUACCUAGUGACCCCUGAUCUCCGCAGCAGAAGCUUCCACGUUCUGUGCGACAUGGAUGCGGCAGGUGGAGGAUGGACCAUCCUGCAGCAGCGUCAGGACGGCAGCGUCAACUUCAACCGGACCUGGGCCGAGUACAAGUCUGGAUUUGGAGAGCUGCGUUCGGGAGAGUUUUGGUUGGGCAACAACCUGAUCCACUGGCUGACCCGCGACAGGGACAUGGUCCUGCGUGUGGAGCUGGAGGAUUUCGAAGGGGUGAAAGGUCAUGCGGAGUACCAGCAGUUCAGUGUGGCGAGUGAGCGGAUGAGAUUCAGACUGACAGUUGGCGAUUACUCAGGAACUGCAGGUGAUGCGCUUCGCUCCACUGACCGUUACAACCACAACAAUCAGGCCUUCACCACUCCAGACAGAGAUUAUGACCGCUACCUAUCAGGCAACUGCGGGGCCUACUACAGCUCUGGUUGGUGGUUCAAUGCCUGCAUGGCAGCAAACCUCAAUGGGAGAUAUUAUGUGGGGAAGUACAAGGGGGUGCGAGACGGGAUAUUCUGGGGGACGUGGCACAGCAUUUUAAAUGAGUUCUAUCCCACGAACGACAGACAGUCUUUUAAACGAGUGAGGAUGAUGACCCGACCGAAAGACUUCGCCAUGUAAAUGGACUCUACAUUA
This is a messenger RNA of Synchiropus splendidus (mandarinfish), 1050 nucleotides long. Its product is annotated as fibroleukin-like. The record is from RefSeq and is a predicted model, not a curated record. Lineage: Eukaryota; Metazoa; Chordata; Actinopteri; Syngnathiformes; Callionymidae. Bases 1 to 1035 code for a protein of 344 amino acids. The transcript is spliced from 2 exons.